AUGGUGGGAAGGGCUCAGCCCGAUCGGAGACAAUUCCCGUUGGUCCUACUGAGACUGCUUUGCCUUCUCCCUACAGGGCUGCCGGUCCGCAGCGUGGAUUAUAACCGAGGCACUGACAACAUCACGGUGAGGCAGGGAGACACAGCUAUCCUCAGGUGUUUUAUAGAAGACAAAAGCUCCAAGGUGGCCUGGUUAAAUCGUUCUGGUAUCAUUUUUGCUGGUCAGGACAAGUGGUCUCUGGACCCUCGAGUAGAUCUCCAGCAGCUUUCACUUCUGGAAUACAGCCUUCGGAUCCAGAAAGUGGAUAUCUAUGACGAAGGGUCAUAUACAUGCUCAGUCCAAACGCUGCACCAUCCCAAGACUUCUCAAGUUUAUUUGAUUGUUCAAGUUCCACCAAAGAUCUCCAACAUAUCUUCAGAUGUCACUGUGAAUGAAGGAAGUAAUGUGACCUUAGUGUGUAUGGCAAAUGGACGUCCUGAGCCUGUCAUCACCUGGAGGCACCUCACUCCAACAGGCAGAGAAUUUGAAGGCGAAGAAGAGUUCCUGGAGAUCCUGGGAAUAACACGAGAGCAGUCAGGCAAAUACGAGUGCAAAGCCGCAAAUGAGGUUUCCACAGCUGAUGUGAAGCAAGUCCGAGUCACUGUGAAUUACCCGCCAACUAUCACGGAAUCCAAGAGCAAUGUAUCUGCUACAGGGCGGCCGGUUUCACUUAAGUGUGCAGCCUCUGCUGUGCCUACGCCUGAUUUUGAAUGGUACAGAGAUGACACUAGGAUAAAUAGUGCCAAUGGUCUGGAGAUCAGGAGCAUAGGGAGCCAGUCCUUCCUGACAGUGACCAAUGUCACUGAAGAACAUUAUGGCAACUAUACCUGUGUCGCUACCAACAAACUGGGAAUCACAAAUGCUAGCCUAUUUCUUUACAAGAAAAUAUUACCCACACUCCCCAAUAUUUUUACAGGACCUGGUACAGGAAUUGCAGGCAAUGGAUCUAUGUGUUUGGCCGUACCACUGUGGCUGUUGGCAGUGUCCGUGUUCUGCCUACUCAGUAAAUGUUAAUAACAGCUGAAAUAAAAACCCAGAAACAUCAAGAACAACACACAAAGCAAAAGAAAAAAAAUGUCAUACAGGAGACAGAGCAAGAGAGAGUGGGGGGAGGGAAAGGACAACUUCUUUCACAACUUUUGUGUGUGCUGAAACAAAGGGAAGAAAUUUCAGUGAAAGAAGAAUCAGCCACAUUUAUUAUAACAAC
Molecule: messenger RNA, 1246 nt
Organism: Thamnophis elegans (Western terrestrial garter snake)
Lineage: Eukaryota; Metazoa; Chordata; Lepidosauria; Squamata; Natricidae
Gene: LSAMP
Product: limbic system associated membrane protein
Exons: 8
Coding region: 1-1053 (350 amino acids)
Biological process (GO): homophilic cell-cell adhesion
Cellular component (GO): plasma membrane
Source: RefSeq, a predicted model, not a curated record